AUGUCAGCGAGACUCCGGUUCCUGGAUGAGACGGUCGACGUUGUCGCCAGCUACUGUCCCGUGAAUGCCGCGGGAGAUUCUACAUGUGACGAACAUGUGAGUCAGGACAAACACAUUAAAUGUUCCAGAGCAGCGAGAUCACACAGCCAGGCAUCAGACGUUGACAAUUGGGAGCACCCCAACCACGGCCUGUUCCCCGAGAGCGAAUGUCAACAUGAGGCUGGCGUCCCCCCUAAUGUCUCGUCCGCCAACACCAUCAGUUGGCCGCCCGUCGUGCUGUCUCCGGGGCCCGCUUUGGACGCAACUCCCGUCGCGACUCCGUCUGAGGAGAGGUCGGUAGACCAGCCCGUAGAGCUCCCGAGUGAUACUGACCUGCGCCUCCGAGCCAUUUUGCUGCGAUACUUUGCAGAGGAGAUAGGCCCCCGGUUUGACGUCUGCGAUGAUGAGCAAACUUUCAGCCGGUUAGUCCCUCAGCACGCUCUCACGUCGCCGCCGUUGCGGAGCGCCAUCAUGACCACGGCCGCCCGCCACCUGACCCGUCUGCAGAGAUAUCGCAACUCCUCGGGCUUGAUUGAAUGGCAGGGCCAUGUCUUGCCGGAUCUGACGGAGGAGUCCGCCGUGCGCUUUCACAAUGAGUGCAUCAAGGAACUGCUCCGUCUCAGCGCAGACGCUCAGCAGGUCCACAAUGAGAACCUGCUAGCAGCGGCGAUUAUUCUCCGUACCGACGAAGAGAUGGAUGGCCCGCUCCGCGGGGGAGAAGAAGACACGGAAAUCUUCCUCGGCAUGUUGAACGUCUUCAUCAACGCCCAGGUGCUCUCUGAUUCGGCAGUACCUCGCAGCCCGUCUCCGAGAUAUGGCACCGACUCUCACAGAGGGCACACCCCGACCCUGUCUCCAUCAGCCUCGCAGUCUGUCCCGUCUUCAAGCGCACACAACCCCAUCAUCCCAUCAUCCUCCAGCCCGCGUGUCCCGCAGCCAACAGGACUCCGACAAGCUGCGUUCUGGGCUGCUCUGCGUCAGGAGCUCUUCACCUCCUUCAUGAAACAACGCCCGCUCAAUUUCCCCCUGGAUCAUUGCCAUGAAUACCGCGAUCUCUCUCCCACCGAAGACGUGAUCUGGGCGGACCGACUGAUUAUUUUUUGCGCCGACGUGCUCGAGUACUGCUACGGAACCGGUCACUGUCGCGUCAGCGACUCCCCAUUACAGCAUGACCAUGCCCGCUGCCGCUGGCGCGACCUAAAGGAGGGCGGUUCUGAGGAUGUGCGGGACCGCGCGAUGUAA
Molecule: messenger RNA, 1281 nt
Organism: Aspergillus terreus NIH2624
Lineage: Eukaryota; Fungi; Ascomycota; Eurotiomycetes; Eurotiales; Aspergillaceae
Exons: 2
Coding region: 1-1281 (426 amino acids)
Biological process (GO): positive regulation of transcription by RNA polymerase II
Cellular component (GO): nucleus
Molecular function (GO): DNA-binding transcription factor activity; transcription cis-regulatory region binding
Source: RefSeq, a predicted model, not a curated record